AUGGGAGACAAAAAACAGCUUAAUGAGAGGUCAGAAAUAUGGAAUCAUUCCACUAGGAUACUUGAUGGAGAAAGAUCAAAAUGUAAUUAUUGUCAGAGAACAUUUAAGGCUGAUACUAAUAGUGGAACUUCUAGCAUGUGGAAGCAUUUAAAAAUUUGUUAUGCAUAUAAGAGCACUACGUUUGAUGACAACCAAGCAAUACUCACUCGAGAAAACAAUGAUGGUGGUAUUACGGCAAUGAUAUUUAAUAAAGAAAACUGUAGGAAAGCAUUCGUUAAGAUGAUUAUUAUUGAUGAAUUGGCAUUUUUCUUUGUGGAAGGUGUGGGUUUUAAAGAAUUUGUUCAUCAACUUUGUCCUAGAUUUGAGGUUCCUUGUCGAAAAACGAUUGCUAGAGAUGUGCUACAUCUCUACCAUGAAACAAAGGAAUCAUUGAGGAUUAAAUUUAUUAAUGAUAGACAAAGGAUUUCUUUAACCACUGAUUGUUGGACAUCAAUUCAAAACAUCAAUUAUAUGGUAGUCACAACACAUUUUAUUGAUAGAAGUUGGAAAUUGCAUAAGAGGAUAUUGACUUUUUCUGUUGUUCCAAAUCACAAAGGGGAGACAAUUGGGAAGCUUAUUGAAAAUUGUUUGCUUGAUUGGGGAAUAGAACGUGUGGGUACAAUUACUGUAGACAAUGCAGGUACAAAUGAUGCAGCGAUCAUUUAUGUGAAAAAUAAGUUGAAGAAUUGGAAACCUGAUGAUACUAUGAUUUUAGGUGGCUCUUAUUUGCAUGUACGUUGUUCAGCACACAUAGUCAAUUUGAUUGUUAAAGAAGGGUUGAAAGAGUUUAAUCCAUCUAUAGAAAGUAUUCGCAAUGCGGUCAAAUAUUUUCGAUCAUCUCUUUCUCGAUUGAUGAAAUUUAAGUGUUGUAUUGAAAGGGAAAAGAUUGCAUGCAAAAAACUUCAUGUUUUAGAUGUUUCUACAAGAUGGAAUUCAACAUUCUUAAUGUUGGAUAGUGCAUUGAAUUUUGAAAAAGCUUUUUUUAGAAUGGAGGAAGAGGAUGGAUUUUAUUAUAAAUAUUUUGACGAGAAUGAAGGUGGAAAAGAAAAAGAGGGGCCGCCUACGAGUUAUGACUGGGAGAAAGCUAGAAAAUUUGCCAAGUUUCUAAGAACCUUUUAUGAUGUCACAUUGAAGUUUAGUGCUUCAUUGAAUGUUACUUCCAAUAUUUACUUCCAAGAAGUGUGUAAAAUUGAGCAAAUUUUGAAAAAAAUAGGUGACGAACAAGAUUAUUUGCUAAGUAGCAUAGCAAACAACAUGAAGAUUAAGUUUGACAAGUAUUGGGGUAAUGUUGAUAAAAUGAACAAGAUUUUGAUUGUAGCAGUUGUGCUUGAUCCUCGUUAUAAGUUGGAGUUUGUUGUACAUUGUAUUGGUAUCUUGUAUGACUCUGUUAAGGUUGAAGCCACAAAAACUGAGGUCAUGAAAAUAUUGUAUGCUUUGUAUAACCAGUACAAGGGAUGUCAUCGUUCAAAGAAUGGAGCUAGUGGAAGUGGAAGUGGUGGCAAUGAAUAUAAUGAUGGAGUCACUUUGUUGGAGGUUGCAAGGGAUGUUCUUGCCAUUCCUGUAUCUACGGUGGCUUCUGAGUCAGCAUUUAGUACUGGAGGGCGCAAUCUUGACCCAUUUAGGAGUUCUUUAACUCCUAAAACAGUUGAGGCCUUGAUUUGUACACAAAACCGGCUAAUGGAAGAAUCUAGACUUUUGAGAGUUUCCGAAGAUAGAAUUUGCAUUGAAGAGACAGAAUUCUAUGAGAGCAUUGAGACAGAGUUUCUUCGUAUGGCAACUCAAGAAAUUGAUGAUUAA
Messenger RNA from Olea europaea var. sylvestris, 1836 nucleotides. Its product is annotated as zinc finger BED domain-containing protein RICESLEEPER 2-like. The record is from RefSeq and is a predicted model, not a curated record. Bases 1 to 1836 code for a protein of 611 amino acids. The transcript has 3 exons. Gene Ontology annotation, molecular function: DNA binding; protein dimerization activity. Lineage: Eukaryota; Viridiplantae; Streptophyta; Magnoliopsida; Lamiales; Oleaceae.